AUGUCCGGCGGCAACAUCGCCAUGAACCGCGACCCCGUCCCACCCUCUUUCGAUCCUCCUAACACACCUUAUCCUCCUGGCCCGCCCCCAGCAGCUACAGAACACAACGCUGCGGAUGGCACCUCGAAUGAACAGAUCUUCCCCUACCAUGACGCAUCACCUCCCCGGCCUACCCACCGCGCACACCCUCGGUCCGUUCCCCCACCGAUGAUGGGAGGCAUGGGAAUAGGCAUGGGGAUGGGAAUGCCCAUGCCGUUCGGUCCAAUGAUGGGCAUGGGCAUGGGUUUCGGAGGCGUUCAAUCCGCAGGUCCUCUCGCGCCGCCGCGCAUGCCGUGGAACACACCCGGUCUCCUGGGCAAUCCCUCGACGCAGUACGGCGCCUGUGUCCCCGGCAUGCCGUGGCUGGGCUUCGAGCGUAACAUGGACGGGCCGCCUGCGCCGCCUGAUAUCGCAGGCUGCGUGCCUCCUUUUGCGCCUGGGGCGCCGCUGUGGGCUGGGGGUGGGAUCCCAGGACUAGGCGUGAUGGGGCUUGGAGGCAUGGGUAUGGGCAUGGGCAUGGGCAUGGGCAUGAUGGGAGGUAUGGGUAACGGUAUGGGCUUCUGGCCCGGCAUGCACCGCCCCGCCCCGGGCAUCAUAACCGAAGCCACCGCCGAACCACAGCCUCCCCAAGGCGACAUCACCUCUCUCCCGGGCGGCGUACCCCCGGGCGUAACGAUGGUCGAGUCCGACAACCACACCAUCGUGCAUGUUCUCAAGGGCCCGGUGUUCCCCUGGCUGAACCACGGGAUGCCGAUGGAGGUCGAGAUGCUGUAUGUUUCGUGCAGCACGAGCGUUAACAGGUUGAUUGAAGUGUGUAAUGAUAAUCAGGAGUGCGAGGGGUACGGGCUGAGCGAGGUGCAUGAGAUGGUGAAUGGGCAGUGGGAGAAGGGGCAGACGUUUGUGUAUGGGGAGCCGAUGAGUAUGGUGUUGACGUUGGGGAUGCGGGGUGGAAUAAGGAGAGGAAUAGGCCGGGGGAGGAGCUUGCAUGUUUAUUUUCAUAGGGUGUAG
Messenger RNA from Didymosphaeria variabile, 1047 nucleotides. RefSeq lists its product as uncharacterized. The record is from RefSeq and is a predicted model, not a curated record. NCBI's taxonomy places the organism in Eukaryota, Fungi, Ascomycota, Dothideomycetes, Pleosporales, Didymosphaeriaceae. The transcript has 2 exons. The coding region runs from base 1 to 1047 and encodes 348 amino acids.